CAAAACAUAAAACAUUACUUCCCAAAGUCAACAAAACAAGGUUGAAAAAUUUACUCGGUAGGAAAAAUAAUUAAGUUUACGUAGAAAUGGCAGAAGAUGAUGAAAUCAAAGAAUAUAGAUGGGAAACUGGAUACGAGAAGACAUGGGAGGAGAUACAGGAAGACGAUGCAGGCUUAAUUGCAAGCUCAAUUCAUGAUAUAAUUCAAAAAGCGAAGCGAAAGAGACAAGAAGCCAAAAAAAAAGGCUCAAGAUUGGGAAUGAUGAGACAUAUCUAUAUUAUUCUUGACUGUUCUGAUGCUAUGUCAAUGCCUGAUUUAAAGCCGACAAGAUUUAUAAAUGCUGUUCGAAUGUUACAGCUGUUUGUUGAGGAAUUCUUUGAUCAGAAUCCAAUUUCGCAGCUUGGAAUCAUUCUCCUUAAGAAUAAGCGAGCUGAAAAGGUUGCAGAUCUAGCAGGAAAUUACAAGAAUCAUAUUAAAAUCUUCCAGAAUUUAACAAAAGCUUCAUUGACUGGCGAGCCAUCAAUUCAAAACGGACUGGAUUUAGCACUUCAGACACUGAAAAUGAUUCCAGCACAUGCCAGUAGAGAAGUAUUAAUGGUUCUGGGAAGUUUAACGACUUGUGAUCCAGGUGAUAUCGAAGAAACAAUACAAAGCUUAAAACAAGAAAAUGUACGAUGUUCAGUCAUAAGCUUAUCCGCAGAGACUAGAAUAAUGCGACAUUUGACUUUAGAGACAAGUGGAAUUUACAGUGCAAUUCUAGACGAGACACAUUUUAAAGAUCAGUUAUUUCAGCACAUUGAACCGCUGCAAGCAACAAACAGCCAGGAAUGCUCAUUAAUCAAAAUGGGAUUUCCCCAUGGCGUUGUACAGGAUGCAUCAUCAAAAAAAGACCAAUCAAUGAUGUCUCUCUGCAUGUGUCAUCUAGAAAGCAACAGCGAUAAAAGAAAUUUAUCAAUUAUCGGCUAUUUCUGUCCUCAAUGUCAAGCAAAAUACUGUGAAUUGCCGGUAGAAUGUGUUGUCUGUGGAUUAACAUUAGUUCUAGCCCCACAUCUGGCUCGUUCUUAUCAUCAUUUAUUUCCAAUUCUUAAUUUCAUAGAAGUUCCAAACCAGCAUCAAUCAACGCAUUGCUUUGCCUGCCAAAAGCAGUUCCAAGAAUCUGACAAGCACCUCUACAAAUGUCCAAAAUGUGAGAAGCAUUAUUGCAACGAUUGUGAUAUGUUUAUCCACGAUACUCUCCAUACAUGUAUUGGCUGCUCAUCAGUUCCACAGCGCCCACAAAUGAAUCAUUACGAUAAUAAUCGAAUUUUCAAGAAUGUAAUUUUAUAAAACAAUUUUCUAUGUGCUCAAUAAACAAUAAAAGCUCUAUAAAACUCUAAAAC
This is a messenger RNA of Chironomus riparius, 1378 nucleotides long. Lineage: Eukaryota; Metazoa; Arthropoda; Insecta; Diptera; Chironomidae. The record is from the annotation of a GenBank genome assembly.